Molecule: messenger RNA, 1456 nt
Organism: Oncorhynchus kisutch (coho salmon)
Lineage: Eukaryota; Metazoa; Chordata; Actinopteri; Salmoniformes; Salmonidae
Product: RAD51-associated protein 1
Exons: 5
Coding region: 813-1277 (154 amino acids)
Biological process (GO): double-strand break repair via homologous recombination; interstrand cross-link repair
Molecular function (GO): double-stranded DNA binding; single-stranded DNA binding
Source: RefSeq, a predicted model, not a curated record
AAUGUUGCCAAACGUUUUCCAAUGGAAUCAGACUAAUGAAUACAUCCCUGAUCGUUCAGAACAGCACCGUUUCGGUUUAAUUGAACGUUCCACUAACUUACGGUUUUUCGUUGAAGGCAGCUCUGCCGUACUAGCUAAAUCGAUGGUUAUUUAGCAUUGUUAGCAAUGGUAGCUAACAUUGCAGUGGUCGCUGCCUAGCUUACUUAGUGCAACCAAUAACAACAAUAUUGACACUCGUCAUACUGCAAUCGUGAUGCAUUUGCUUCAGAAUAAUAAAGAUGAUCGUAGAAGUCUAGUUUUACCUGUACAUUCGUAUUUUGUGGAUGUAAAAGGACGACCGUGUUCAUUCCCUUGUUUGGACAACCAGCUGACGGACAAAACUGAGCUAGCUGUGCUUUUUAAAUACAACUUUCGUCAGAUUUUAUCUUCAAAACAGUAAUACAUCAAAUCAAUCUACACGUAGGACAGAAAAGUGGAAGCAUGUGGAUUUGUACAUUUUUAUUCGUAGAAUAAUGGUAUUGAGUAAUUAAUAAUACAUAUUUUAACAUUAUGCCAAUGCAAAGUUACACAAAGAACGAAUCCCCUAAACAGAAACCCAAGAUAUACAUGUGAAAGAUUCAGUUUGUCGCGGGAUGGCUUGAAAUAAACAACAUGCAAAAUUGUACCGUUUUAUUUCAUUGUGGUCGUUUAUCUAAGUUAUUCAGUAUUUCAUUUUGUUUCUAGUUUGGACACUGUUAAGAGACUUAAUUUACGUCAUUAAGUAACUAGCUACUAGUAGCGUUUGGUUUCUCAAGCUGGCUGACUACGAUAUUAUGGCUCGACCAACAAGAGCCAAGAACCAAUUGAAUUACUCAGACUUGAUGGAGCUUGAUGAUGAUGAAGAUUUUGCCUGUAUGAAAGGGCCUUCCAGCAAGAAAGCUCGGGUCCUUGUCAAAGAACCACAGAGAGACAAGGGUCUGCAUCAAUCAAGCAAAUCUUUCGAACUUCAUGAGGUCACAAGUGAGAGGGGAUCCAAUGUCAACCCCUCCAGCCAGAGAUGGGCAGCUGUCAAAGCUAAAGAUCAUCAGAGAUCCAUACUGAAAGUGGAGAGGAUCAGCCAGGUUGAGAGUGGGCGGGAGGAUAAGGAUUACCAGCCUACCUGCAUACCACCACAGAGUGGAAUAAGUCCCAACUCAACCCCGAAUUCCACCACAAAGUCUCCGGGACAAGGCUUGCGACUGGGAUUGUCCCGUUUAGCAAGGGUCAAACCUCUGCACCCCACUGCUAGUGGUAACUGACUCUUGCCCUAUUAAACAGAGUGAAGUCAGAAUCUCUUUUUCUUUGGUGUACUGUGUGUUAGCCUGUUACUCUUGUGUUGCAUUGCUAAUAUUGCAGUUCUGUAAUAAUUUUUGUUUAAAUGUUGUAUCUAGUGAUUGCUAUUCAUCAAAAUGUUUAUUUUUUAAACAUUUGUUUCUUA